Molecule: messenger RNA, 213 nt
Organism: Soboliphyme baturini
Lineage: Eukaryota; Metazoa; Nematoda; Enoplea; Dioctophymatida; Soboliphymatidae
Source: the annotation of a GenBank genome assembly
AUGACGACGGCGACAGGUCAGGCCAACCUUGGCGUCGGCGACAGCGUGGCGAUUCGCGCUCGGGCUCGUGCCAUGCACGCGAAACUAAUUGCUUGCAACAUUCGUUACAGUCACCGUAACCUCUUCGUCUGUCUGUGGCCGAUGCUCUUCUGGAGUACUGUAGGCAAAAGCGUGAUUGUUCUGUUCAUCAUUGGAGCCACUCGUCGUCGGUGA